AUGACCAACCAAAAACAAAGCCGAUACGCCACAAGAAGCAGCACUCGGGGACAUUUAUCUGGUGUUCGCAAGGUUCAAAAGACCUCGGAGUCGGGUUCAAAGAGGAACACCUCUGACAAGAUCGAUGCCGAGGUGGAACAAACAAAAGUCAAAAGUGAAUCAAUUGGAGAUCAAUUCCAUGGCGAUACUGAAGUUUGGGAUACACCCACACCAAGCUAUCGUGCAAUUAGCACCGGUUCUAACAGGCCUACGCCGGAGGUCACCCUUCCGGAACGCCCGGUCUUAGUACUCUGUCCAUUAGAGUUCCCUGUCGACGGUAGUUUUGUGAUCUUUCCGGCUCUUUGUAUGAUCAUGGAUGCGACCACCCUUGAAGAUUAUCUUUGA
Messenger RNA from Melampsora larici-populina 98AG31, 384 nucleotides. RefSeq lists its product as uncharacterized. The coding region runs from base 1 to 384 and encodes 127 amino acids. The transcript has 3 exons. NCBI's taxonomy places the organism in Eukaryota, Fungi, Basidiomycota, Pucciniomycetes, Pucciniales, Melampsoraceae. The record is from RefSeq and is a predicted model, not a curated record.